GUGUUUGGUUCUUUUGAUUUGCGAUUUCCACAUGUUUUAUUUCUUUUCUAGUUUCAUGGUGCAAUAAAUAAAUUCAAUUUAAAUAAUGUCGCUCUUUAUUGUCGAUACAGAAAGAAAUUUAGAUCUCUUGAACGAUAUUGAUACUAAAAGUAUCACUAAUUAUUCAGAAGAAGAAACACUUUCAAAGAAACCAACGCCAUUUUUCCCAGGAGACAUCGAUCCCGGUUCAGAAGAGGAAGAUGAUGGAGAUUAUGGAGGAUUACCACCACCAAGUCAUGAUAUAUCCCACCUGCUUAAAAAAUUCACCGAAGCCCCGCCAAAAACAAAAGCAGAAUGUGACAUGGAAUAUGCUGUUAAUUCGGUGAAGGCUGCAGAUGCAGCCAAAGCUGAAAAGAAAUCAAAUAAACCCUUAAAAUACAAAAAUCGCCCUAACAAAGAUUUACUCUUUCACGAAUAUGACAAGAAAACUGGAAUCAUUUCGGAUGCAUUGUCACAAACAAAUUGCGCUGAAGAAUUAAAAGCAUCUACUUUAGAUGGCAUAGAAAAAGCAAAAGGUUUGCCAAAACUUCAUGAUAAAACACUACGCAAUAUAAGAAGGAUUGAAGCAGCUAAAACUAAGGGUGAAGGUUGGUUUAAUAUGGGAGCAACUGAAGUGACGGAAGAAGUUGAAAAUGAUUUGAAAAUUCUUCAAAUGAGAUCUGUGUUGAAUCCUAAACAGUUCUACAAAAAGAAUGAUCUUAAAGUACUGCCUAAGUACUUCCAGAUUGGAACUGUGCAACAUUCACCAUUAGAUUACUAUAAAGAACGUGAUACUAAACGAAACAAAAAGAAGACUUUGGUCGAUGAAUUGUUGGCUGAUGCUGAAUUCCAAAAAUUCAAUAAACGGAAGUACAAGGAAACAGUUGCGAAAAACGAUAUGUAUGCGCGUAGGAAGGCAAUGAAAAAGAUGAAGAAAUUAAAGAAGAAUAAAAAAUAAGAAAAAAA
Messenger RNA from Episyrphus balteatus (marmalade hoverfly), 984 nucleotides. Its product is annotated as deoxynucleotidyltransferase terminal-interacting protein 2. NCBI's taxonomy places the organism in Eukaryota, Metazoa, Arthropoda, Insecta, Diptera, Syrphidae. The record is from RefSeq and is a predicted model, not a curated record. Gene Ontology annotation, cellular component: nucleolus. Gene Ontology annotation, molecular function: RNA binding. The coding region runs from base 86 to 976 and encodes 296 amino acids. Gene Ontology annotation, biological process: RNA processing. The transcript is spliced from 4 exons.